Molecule: messenger RNA, 2664 nt
Organism: Fomitiporia mediterranea MF3/22
Lineage: Eukaryota; Fungi; Basidiomycota; Agaricomycetes; Hymenochaetales; Hymenochaetaceae
Product: phosphatidylinositol 3-kinase
Exons: 14
Coding region: 1-2538 (845 amino acids)
Biological process (GO): phosphatidylinositol-3-phosphate biosynthetic process; autophagosome assembly; endocytosis
Cellular component (GO): peroxisome; cytoplasm; phagophore assembly site
Molecular function (GO): 1-phosphatidylinositol-3-kinase activity
Source: RefSeq, a predicted model, not a curated record
AUGGACAAGGAUAAUCCGGACUUCACGUUUGCAAAAUCCAGCUCUCUUAAGUUACCAGUCACUUUUCGCAUCUCUCAAUUUGAAGGAAAUCGCCAGCCGAGACCAUUCACGGAUGUUAUUGACAAUCCGGACCUCCAGUUUGCUGGUGUACAAUCUCCAACCUUCUCGGACCUCUACGUGACUUGUCAACUUGUGGCGGACAAUAAGCCACUGACUAUUGCGUACCGGACUGCGUUCAAGGCUUUCAAGAACAGUUAUACAUGGAACGAAUGGAUCACGUUGCCUAUCCGAUAUUGUGACCUCCCACUGAGCUCGCAGAUCACGUUUACUGUAUGGGAUAUCGAAGGUCCUCGGUCGGCUGCUCCUGUAGGCGGCACGACGUUUCGCUUGUUUGGCAAAAAAGGGACAUUGAGACGUGGUAAACAUAGAUUGUUCCUCUGGCCUGGAGUUGAGGCGGAUGGCUCUGUUGAUGCUAAGACACCGAGUAAGACGGAGAUAAAGGAUGAGAUGGGACGAUUAGAGAAACUUGUGAAGAAAUACGAGCGAGGCGAUUUACCGAAAGAAGAUUGGUUAGACAAACUCGCAUUCCGAAAGAUGGAGGAGAUCCAUGCUGCAGAGGCGAAGAAAUCUAAGAAUUUCUUCUUGUAUGUCGACCUCCCGCGAUUUGAUUUCCCAGUUGUCUUUUCAGAACCUGAGCCGUCCAACAUGCCUACAAUCAUGCCAUCGUCGUCAUCGGCUCAGGGGAUCGCCACAGCAAGCGCGGGUUCACUCCUGUCGGAUUCCUCCCUAUGGCAGAUCGUUGAUCCCGAAGUGGCGCGCGAAAACCCCGUUGAGGACAAACACCGACGUCUCGUUCGAAGUCAUCGUAGCGGUGCACUUGAUCGAGAGCUGAAGCCUAAUGCGAAGGAUCGAGAUGAACUUGCUGAUAUUUUGAACUAUGCGCCGACGCAACCGUUAACAUCGGAAGAGAAGGAUCUCGUUUGGAAAUUCCGAUUCUAUUUGACACGGGACAAACGCGGGUUAACCAAGUUCCUUAAGUCCGUGACGUGGCGAGAUCCGAGUGAAGUGAAGCAAGCAGUUGAAGUCCUGCUACCUCAAUGGACGGAUAUUGAAGUCGAUGAUGCUCUAGAGCUCUUAGGGCCGGGUACAGUUGAUAGCAGAGUUCGUAACUUUGCGGUCAAGCAGCUUUCCAAGGCUGAUGAUGAUGAAUUGUUACUUUAUUUGGUACAGCUACUACAAGCACUGAAAUUCGAAAACUCUGCAAGCGAUCAACGGUCGCUGCGCUUGAGCUCGAAUGCGAUCUCGCAAGAAGACAGUGGCUUGGCGGACUUCCUCAUUGAACGAGCCGUGCGAAAUCCUGUACUGGGGAAUCGUUUCCAUUGGUACUUAAUGGUGGAAGUAGCGUUGGAAGACAAACAGGUUGCGAAGGUCUAUGGAAAGGUCUGGUAUAAGUACAUGGAGAAGCUCAAGAAGUCCGAUGACGGGCCAGCACGGACAGACGUCUUGCGUCGACAGGGGGAGCUUAUUGCUACGUUAUCGAAGAAGGCAAAGGACCUCAAAGCUUCGAAGGAUCAGCGUCCAAAGAAGAUUGAGCGACUACGAGCUUUCAUCGCAGAUUCGAAAAGUGGAUUGGCGACCAUGGCACCGUUGCCACUGCCGCUAAACGCUUCCGUUGAGAUCACCGGUAUAGUCGCCGAGAAGGCCUCCGUCUUCAAGUCCAGUCUUUCUCCCAUGCUUCUCUACUUCACUUGCACAGACGGGAGCGAAUAUCCGUUGAUAUUCAAAGAUGGGGACGACAUGCGACAGGAUCAGCUGGUAAUUCAGCUUUUCACGCUUAUGGAUCGGCUCCUGCGAAAAGAGAAUUUAGAUUUGAAGUUGAGUCCCUAUGCUGUCCUUGCUACAAGUCCGUCACAGGGGAUGGCGCAGUUUAUUCCCAGUAUGGCGAUUGCGUCGAUUGUGAGCGAGUAUAACGGCUCGCUGCUUAAUUAUUUGAGAGCGCAUAAUCCGGACGAAGGGAGUGUGGGCACGUUUGGAGUUAAGAAGUCGGUUCUUGAUACUUUCGUGAGGAGCUGUGCUGGUUAUUCCGUCAUGACUUAUAUCCUUGGAGUUGGUGAUCGGCAUUUGGAUAACUUGCUAUUAGCUCCUGAUGGACAUUUCUUCCAUGUCGACUUUGGAUACAUCCUGGGCCACGACCCAAAACCCUACCCUCCACCUGUCAAAGUCUGCCCAGAAAUGAUCGAAGCAAUGGGCGGCACUCCCUCCCCCGAAUUCGCACGCUUCCAAAAUCUCUGCUUCGUAGCCUACUCCAUCCUCCGAAAAAGUGCGAACCUAAUACUCAACUUGGUGUCCCUGAUGGGCGAGGCAAACAUCCCGCAUGUGAAUUAUCGGGACGUGCAUGAACAGCUGCAGGAGAAGUUCCAGUUGCAUUUGAGUGAGGAGGAUGCGAUUAAGGAGUUGGAGAAGCAGUUGAGAGGAAGUUCGACGUAUCAUAACUUUUUGGACAGGAUGCAUGGAGUCGCGCAGUAUUGGAGGUAUUGAAGUGGGUGAAUUUGAAGGGUUUCUUUUGGUUGUACGAAUGCGUUUAUAUAUGUAGCAUAGAUCAAUACUUUCUUAAUUGCUGUCUUGUGUAUGGUAGCAUAUGUAAGAGUGAAACUGAGACGUCGC